GUUUCUUUCACUUUUAGCUGAUUUCAAAAGAAUUUUUAACCUCAGCUUGUAAUGGUUAGACUUUCAAAGCUGUGAUCAUUAUUUCGUUGACAAACCUUCGCCACCACAAAUAUUGUGUGCUUUCUUAUGUGUCCAAAGGGAAUAUUGUUUCAUAAAACCAUGCUGACAAAAAUCAUCCUAUGUUUAUGGACAGUGUUUUUCAUUUCUGUUUAUUCCCGUAAACUUUGUCCAGAAUUUGCAGAGAAUCCAAUACGGCGGAAAGACCCAGAUGAUUGUACAAAGUAUCACCUGUGUGUGGACAAGAGAGAAUUUAUUAUUACAUGCCCGGAACAUUAUGUGGUCAGUGAAAGAUCAUUGAAGUGUGUCCAAGAAGGGUCGGUCUUCGACACUUGUCCCAGAGAAGAAAAAUGGAGGCGAGAAUUAUGUAUUCGAUUCCCAAAUAGCACGAUGGAGCAUCCAUAUAACUGUGCAAAAUACUAUGUAUGUGAUGCCAACAUGCCCAGUGGAACAAUGGCGCGAAUUCAAGAAUGCGACUUCCCUUCCUUGUUUAGUCCUGAAUCAGGACGAUGUGAACAUUACAGUGUUGUAAAAUGUGGACGAAGAUUUGAACCAAAGAGUCAUUGUGAAUAUGACAAAUACUUAUGUAAGCAUGCACAUUGCCCUCCAUGUUUUCUUCGGCAUCCGAGUUGUUAUGGACUUAAGGAAGGGCUAAAUCCCUGGCCAGGAAAAGAGGGAACCCCUUAUUUUCUUGUCUGCAGAGACGGACGAGUUCGUUUCAGUGGAGCUUGUCCGGAUACGUCAAAGUCUCAUCAAAUAUUUGAUUCCUUUAGAAAUAUCUGUGUAGAAAAACAUUUCCCGGACUAUAAUGAUUAAAUAAAACGUUUUUUUUCUAUAUAUUAUGGCCUCUGUCCCUAAAAUAUCUAAUAAUUUAAAUAUCAAGCCUUUGUUUUUGUAGAUUGUUCUGCGUUAUUUAUGUUUGAUGUUUUUAAGAAAUCCUUGAAAAUGCAGUAAAAUUUGUAAUAUUC
Messenger RNA from Saccostrea echinata, 1025 nucleotides. RefSeq lists its product as uncharacterized. The coding region runs from base 127 to 873 and encodes 248 amino acids. The record is from RefSeq and is a predicted model, not a curated record. Gene Ontology annotation, cellular component: extracellular region. Gene Ontology annotation, molecular function: chitin binding. The transcript is spliced from 3 exons. NCBI's taxonomy places the organism in Eukaryota, Metazoa, Mollusca, Bivalvia, Ostreida, Ostreidae.